AUGACGCGCAUUGAAACACUCGACCUCGUCAACACCACAACAGCCUACUAUGCACCGGCAACAAUAGCACCACAAAACUCCCAAGUAAUUCAUAUCGCCGGCCAGCCAGGGAGUACAGCAAAUGGCACAGUACCGGCAGACUACGAGUCCCAAAUCCACCUGGCCCUCCUGAACCUUCGCAAGAUCCUGAUCGUUGCCGGGGCGUCUGUUAAGGACAUCCUCAAACUCACAGUGUAUAUCGUGAACUAUGAUCCAAACCGACGUCUUCAUACAAGACAUAUCCAGAGGUUUCUAGGUGGACAUCGUCCAGCUAUCACGCUUGUGCCGGUUCAGCAGCUGGCCGCUCCAGGAUGGUUAUUUGAGGUCGAUGCUGUUGUCACUCGCCCAGUUCCUGCCCAGGUACCCCGUCUAUUGACUGGCACAACCCGCCGAGAAGACGUCGAUGUGAUUAUAGUCGGCGCUGGACUGGCCGGUCUCAGCGCUGCUUCGGAGCUCCAACGAGCGGGCUUGUCCUUCAUUAUCUUGGAAGCAAGAGACCGCGUUGGCGGCAAGACCUGGUCACAGGCUGUUCCUGGAGACGAGAAUGCGAUUGUUGACCUGGGAGCAGCGUGGAUGAACGGCGUCAACCAGUCCAAGGUUUACAAUCUGGCUAAGGAAUUCGGGGCCGAGAUUCUGGAGCAGAAUACCACCGGCCUGUGCGUCUUGCAGGAUGCAAGUGGUGAUUGUUCCACCUUUACUUACGGUGACCUACCCAAGUUCAAUGCUGCAACUGCGCAAGACGUCGCCCGAAUCCGCGACAUGAUCGAGGCAGAUUGCCACACUCUGGACCCUGCCAGGCCCCAGAAUACAGAGUGGGACUCAAUGACUUUCGAAGCGUACCUGCGUUCUCGCGAAGCCAGUACAGAGAGUCUCGCAACAGCUACUGUUUGGACAAGAGCCAUGCUGGGGCAGGAUCCACGGGAUAUUUCGGCCCUGUAUUUCCUCACGUACUGCAAGUCCGGCGGUGGGUUACUGCAGAUGCGAUCUGAUCGAGAGGGUGGAGGGCAGCAUCUGCGUAUACGCCAGGGUAUGCAAAGUAUUGCUAUAGGGAUUGCGGAGUCUCUCCCUAAGGAUAGUGUUCGACUAUCCAGUCCCGUUAGCAGUAUCUCACAGGAAGGAUCUUCAGGUGUUGAAGUUGUCACGGCUGAUCAAAAGACACUGCGAGCGCGAAAGGCAAUAGUUACAGUUCCCAGUCCUGUUCUUAACACCAUCUCUUUCUCGCCAAAGCUGCCGGCCCCAAAGCAGUUGUGGGCUGAGUCGUCAACAUAUGGCUACUACACUAAAGCUAUGAUGAUCUUCCGCAGGCCAUUCUGGGUUGAAAAGGGUUACUGCGGGCUUAUCCAGUCAUUCACCGGACCGGCAUCAGUAAUUCGCGAUACAAGUAGUCUGCCUGACAAGAAAUACGUGCUGACCUGCUUCAUGUCCGGCGACCCAGGUCGUGCCUGGGCAGCCCUUCCAACCGGACAACGGGAAAGAGCGCUCGUGCAUCAGAUUGGGAAGCUGUUUGAAGCUGAGACUGAAGCAGCGAGUGGGUUUGUGGAUAUGGUUACCUACGAAUGGGUGAAUGAUGCGUACUCCGGAUGGGGAUGUCCGUGUAUUGCGCUGACGCCUGGCGUGCUUGAUACUGUUGGUGGCGCUGUUAGAGAGCCAGCUGGGAAUCUGCAUUUCGCUGGAACGGAGACGGCAGUGAGGUGGAAGGGGUAUAUGGAGGGGGCAAUUGAGAGUGGUGAGCGCGCUGGUGCUGAGGUUGUGAAGGGGUUGUCGAGUACUGCGCGGUUGUAG
Messenger RNA from Aspergillus puulaauensis, 1821 nucleotides. RefSeq lists its product as uncharacterized. Lineage: Eukaryota; Fungi; Ascomycota; Eurotiomycetes; Eurotiales; Aspergillaceae. The transcript has 2 exons. Bases 1 to 1821 code for a protein of 606 amino acids. Gene Ontology annotation, molecular function: oxidoreductase activity. The record is from RefSeq and is a predicted model, not a curated record.